GACCAUUGUGAUCACGUGACCCACGCUUUGGAAGGCGAGGUCUCAGAUGAAAGAGGAGGGGUAGCGAAAGUGACAAUAGAUUUGUCUAUAUUCUCGUCGCAUCGUUCCCGAAUUUCACCAUGUCUCGACGGUCGCAGAAGCUAACGCAGAAGACGGUGGUCACCGAGACCACCACCAGCUCGGUCUCCACCCCGAAGGUGACCAAGCAGGUUCAGGAAGCCUUCGUAACGCAGCUCAGCCCCACGCGGCUCACUCGUAUGCAGGAGAAGCAAGAGCUUCAAUGGCUAAACGACCGGCUCGCUCAGUACAUCGACCGGGUGCGCUACCUCGAGGCGGAGAACUCCCGCCUUAUGGUCCAGGUAACGUCUUCCGAGGAGAUCACUCAACGGGAGGUGACCAACAUCAAGUCCAUGUUCGAGCAAGAGCUGACCGACGCCCGCAAGUUACUCGACGACACCGCCAAGGAGAAAGCGCGCGUCCAGAUCGAAGCCGGCAAAUAUCGCGCCGAAGCCGACGAGCUGAGGGCCAAGCUUGCCAAAAGUGAGGGUGCUCUCGCCACGGCAGAGAAGAAACGUCACCAGGCAGAAAGCGCUCUUAAUGAGAAGGAGGGGCGUCUGCAAAAUGCUAUCGCUGACAAGCAGAGGGCUGAGGGGGAGCUGGCCGCACUUCGCCUGGAGUUCGCCAACCUGGAGAAACAGUUAGCAACGGCACGGAAGCAGCUGGAGGAGGAGACUCUACUGCGUGUGGACCUGGAGAACAAGGUGCAGACCCUGAGGGAGGAGGUCGAGUUUAACAAGCAGGUGUACGAACAGGAGCUGACAGAGUCCCGCAGCAGGAAGGAAGUUAGCAUCACAGAGGUGGAUGCAGGAGAGGCAGCUUUCGAGAGCCGUCUCCAGGAGGCUCUACGUGAGAUGAGGGAACAACAUGAACUGGAGGCCAGGGCCAUGAGGGAGGAGCUGGAGACCAUGUACACCCAGAAGAUCACGUCUAUGAAGACUGACUCGGAGCGUGGCAGCAACGCCCUGUCUGUGGCCCGUGAGGAGAUGAGGGAGAGCCGUGCUCGCAUUGACAGCCUCAUGUCCCAGGUUAGCGGCCUCCAGGGACAGAAUGCCUCUCUGGAAGCUCGCUGUAAAGAGCUGGAAGGAAUGAUGGCGCGCAUGUCAGAAGAAAGCCGGUCCUCCGCAGAGCAGUACGAGCGGGAGAUCCGCCAGCUGCGAGAGGAGAUCUCGCAGAUGUUGGUGGAUUACCAGGAACUGAUGGACAUCAAGAUCGCGCUGGAUCUGGAGAUCAGCGCCUACAGGACCCUACUGGAGGGAGAGGAACAGAGGUUGAAGCUGACCCCGACGCCGUCCCCUACGGGCCGCACACGCAGCGUGGUGCAGGAGUCCAGGAAGACCACGGUCACCUCCUCAUCUUCUGGCUCUAGCAGGGGCAGGACCAGUAAGAGGAAGCGUGUUGAGAUGGAGUCGGAGGAGUCAGGGUCGUCCUCCGGAGCCGUGGCGGUGGGCGGUGUGAGCGGCAGUGCCAGCGCCAUGGUCACUCAGAGUGCCACGGCCUCAGGCUUCAUCACCAUCGAUGAGGUGGACUUGGAAGGGAAGUUCGUCAAGCUACAGAACACAUCGGCUGAAAAGGACAUGAGCAUGGGUGGAUGGCUGCUGAAGAGGACUGUGGGAGGUGGGGAUGAGAUCUCCUACAAGUUCCCCUCCAGAUAUGUGCUGAAGGCCGGCCAGUCUGUCACGGUCUGGGCAACUGAAGGUGGUGGCUCUCACAGCCCUCCCUCAGACUUGUUGUUCCGUGGCCAGGCUUCUUGGGGCAGCGGAGACGACACCAAGACACUUCUUGUCAACGACAGUGGAGAGGAGAUGGCAACGAGGUCAGUGACCCGCGUGGCCAGCUCAGGCUUCUCCAGCACCAGCGGGGGUACCUUUGUUGAGGGUGACCCAGCCAGCCCCAGACAGCGCUGCAGCAUCAUGUGAUGACAGCGGAGACUGUGAUGUCACUACAGUCUGGAAUAUGGUAUACUUGUAUACUGGAUCCAUUUUUUAUUAUUAUUUUUUUAGUCAACUUAAAUAGCGAUAAAUAGAACAUUGUUCAUCUCUCUCUCUCACAGAAGUGAUUCCAGGUGUUCACGUCCACUAUUCUCAUUGACAUGAACAUACAUAUUGUGGAUUUUUAUAUGCAAAAUUUGGAAAGAUUGUAUGUACAUUUGAAAGAUUUGUAACCAAAUGAUUGUCUGAAGUAAAUUACAAAGCACUAACUUAAGCAAUUCUGGUGUUUGAGGCAGAAUAUUUCUACCAUUUUUCCAACCAGUUUUCAAAAAUCGAUGUGAUCUUGCCAUUAUUGUACUCUGUGAGGGGUGGUAUGGACGCCAAUAGUUUUUGCUUGGAAAACAGUUAAACGUCUUUGUUCUUAUACUUUAUAGUAGAGUCAUGAAAGCAGGUAUCUUACAGCUGUGCAAUUAUUCCUAGUGCUUCUGUUUUGUACUAUCAGACAUUCAGACCACGAGGACCAAGUUUCUUGUCAUCUCACUGUAAAAUGCGUCUACAACAAGCAGUCAUUGCAGGUUGCAUGCUUUUCGCAAUGCAAGCAUAGUUUGUGUCCAGUAGCAUGCAUCUUUUUUAUUAAGCGUUUCAUAGCUAUAAGUGGACAUGUGCAAAUUUUCCCAUCCUUUCAAGUUCUUUCACAAUAAUAGCAGUGGUUGUACUGUAUGUAUAGAAAAGCAGUGAUUUGAGCCAUUUAGAACUAGAGAUCAUUGGUCAAACAUACAUGCUAUGGCACAUAAUUUUUGUCCAGUUGAUCCAGCUAAAAAUUAGUUGCUAUACUGGUAGUCCCUGAUUACCAUGUACUUAGGGAGUGCUACUCUAUGUGCAGUGAAGAUGCAAAAACCAAAGUAUGAUAACUAAGGUGUUAGGGUAGGGAUGGGGUUGUCUGUGGCUCUUUGUAUGAGGAUAUGUAAGGAUGCAUUUUGUAGGGUUGUGGUAGUCUGAGCCUUGUAGUUUUGGCUUAUAGAGAAGGGACUUUUGUAUUAUAUCUUGAUACUGUGGAGCUUUUCCUCUUAGAUUAUGAAGGUAAUAUGCAUAAAUUUGUGUGAUAAUCAGCAUCUAGGAAGUGAUAAUUUUUUAAAGCUUCUAUAUCCCAAGUUAUGCAUGCUUUAUUAGUAAUCUUGUUAUUAGAAUAAUUUUCAAGAAUUAUCCAAUGAUUACAACUUGUUUUUGUACUGCGUAGAAACUAUAGGUACUUAUUUUUCAUAUUUAAUGGUGCAGUGUAUUGUGCAGAUGUGCAUGCUUUGUAUUUCUUCCUAAGCCACAAUGUUACUUAGUUACUAAUGUCAGCAUCACUAUUAACCACAGUGUACCAAAUAAAAUCCCCAACAGGUUUCCUGUCAUAACUCUGCAUUUUUUAAAAGACAUUUUGUAUUGUGAAGAAAAACUUAGUCAAAAUUGUCUCAUUUUUUCUUAGGAAGUCAUGACUUGUGGCCUUAGAAUUUGAAAAACCAUUCCAUGUUUAGACCAGAAGUUUGUGCAAUGAUAGUGUGGUGAAGAGGAUUUUACCCCUCUCACUGUCAUCUGGCUCUUGAGUUGUGGGUUGUCACGGAAAAUUGGAUGCACACAAAACCUCUUAGACAUGAUAGAGUGCAAGCUGAUGAAAAGUGUCCACAUAUCGUAACAGAAUGAUUACAUAUGAGGGAAUCAUGCAGAAGUUGUGACAGGAAAUGUGUGCUGGCAGCUUCUUUACUAAUUUGUAUGGUUUAAAAGGCAAAUAAACCAAGUAUUUUAAGAAAAGUUCA
This is a messenger RNA of Branchiostoma belcheri (Belcher's lancelet), 3787 nucleotides long. Its product is annotated as lamin-B1-like. NCBI's taxonomy places the organism in Eukaryota, Metazoa, Chordata, Leptocardii, Amphioxiformes, Branchiostomatidae. The record is from RefSeq and is a predicted model, not a curated record.